AUGCACGACUCCCGACCGCCAGACCGGACGCCUGUCCACCACUACACCAUGAAGGCUCACUCGAGGCAUUCCCCUGCCGCCGGCACCAGCUCCUACUGCCAUACCGCCACCCACCCUCCGCGCGCCUCCAAGUCGAGCAAGACGACGACGACACCCCUCGCCUCGCCUCGCCCGCCCUACUCGGUCGGCCAAAACUCGCCUCCCGUGCGAUCUCCCGGCCGCCACCACGACGUCCGGGCUCCCAGCCCAAACUACUUCGGCCUCGUCGUCGAAUCAAACAGCGAUCCGCGCGAGUCGUCGGGCCUCGUCAGAGACAACUGGAGCCCGGCCUCGGCUUCGGUCAGGUCCUUUGCCGCCGCCCUUCCCAAGCAAGUAUCCCUCGAGCCCAAUGCCGACUUUGAGGCUUUUCGCCGCCAGGUCGAUAUCAACAAGGGCAAGUCCUUCUCCUUGCCCACGCCCCAUCAUGUCCAGCCGACGUCACAUCCCGCCCCCGUCCGUCCGCGCCCGCCGAGGUGGCACACCCACACCAGCGACGCCGGCUCCGAGCCCUCGUCCAUGGCCCGAUCCGUCUUCUCGACCAAGGAGCGCCCCACGAGCAGGAUGGACAUCGACCAGGACAGCCUCUACGACUCGGCCUACGUCUCUGCCGAUUCCAAGCGCAACUCCGAGGCGUCCUUGGUCCCCGCGCAAAUCAUGGCCAUGCCAACCUACGAGUCUCCCCGACCCAUGGAUUCUCCGCGACGGCCCUUGGUCCUGGCGCCGCCCGACGCUCGAGAUCCGCGAAUGUCGCUGGUGGAAAACAGAGCCGAGCCGACAUCCCCCGUCGGGGCGGCCAUGGGCACCCGCGCGGUUACCCUCCCGUCCCGCCUGGACGCCGCAGCCCCACCCAUGAUCUCGGGCGCCAACCUCAAGGAGCUGCUGGGCACGGUCGACGACGGCCGCCUGCUGCUUUUGGACAUACGGUCGUCGCAGAGCUUCGCCCAGUCCCGCGUCAAGGGUGCCCUCAACCUCUGCAUUCCCACCACGCUGCUCAAGCGGCCCACCUUUAACAUCCAAAAGCUGCAGCAGACAUUCCAGGGCGGCUCGGGCUCGGGCAAGUUUGCCGAGUGGCGAAAGAUGGACUGGAUCGUCGUGUACGAUGCCCACGCCUCUGACAAGCGCGACGCCGUGACGGCACAGAACAUGAUCAAGAAGUUUACAAACGAGGGCUUCACCGGACACACGGCCAUCCUGCGCGGCGGCUUUGGCAUGCUCCAAAAGUCCUUCUCAGAGCUCAUCGACGAGGGAUCGGCCGCGUCCCCGGCUGGCCAGGGCGAGUGCAAGGGUCGCAUCAAUGGAGGUCUCGCCCCCGUCAUCGGCGGCGUCAGUCUCCCGCAAGCCACUGGCGAACUCGAUCCCUUCUUCGCCAACAUUCGGCAGAACAUAGACUUGGCCGACGGCGUGGGCCAGUUCGAGGUGGCACGCCCCCCCGACCUCGAGUCUCCACUACUGCCGCAGUGGUUGCGCGAAGCUGCGUCUAAGAGCGACCACGGCAAGAGAGUGUCGGACAAGUUUUUGCGCAUCGAGCAGGACGAGCAGGCUCGCAUGCGCAACGCGUACGCGGCCUUCAAGCUCGACAAGGACCAAAUAUGCAAAUUUCAGCUCUCGGGCGUCGAAAAGGGCGGCAAGAAUCGCUACAAGGACAUCCUGCCCUUUGACCACGCCCGAGUCCGCCUACAGAACAGACCGGCCGGCGCGUGCGACUACGUCAACGCCAGCCACCUCUCGGCUUCGAGGAGCCACAAGCGAUACAUUGCCACGCAAGGGCCGCUGCCUGCCACGUUUGACGACUUUUGGUCGGUCAUCUGGGAGCAGGACGUCCGCGUCAUCGUUAUGCUGACGGCCGAGUCGGAGGGCGGGCAGCUCAAGUGCCACCCAUACUGGCAGGGCAAAGAGUUUGGCGCCAUCAGGCUCAGGCUGCUCUCGGAGAAGAAGGUUUCCCUCGACAUUGACAAGCACAGAUCCGAAUCGGGCGCCGCGUACCCUACGCAGGCGGCAGCCGACUGGGGCAGGAAGCGGGCCAACACGACGACGACGCUCGAGACCUCGACGCCUACCAACCCCCAGAAUGCCAAGAGCCAGGCGGAAGCCCCCUAUGUCCUGAUCCGCAAGUUUGCGCUGUCUCACUCGGCCUACCCGUUUGCCCCGAUACGCGAGAUUACGCAUCUGUAUUUUCCGGCAUGGCCCGACUUCGGGACGCCCGCCCAGCCGUCACACCUCCUCGCGCUGGUCGAGCUCGCCAACCUGAUGCAGCGGGCGGCGCUUCCCCUCGAGACGGCCUCGAUCGUCGGGUCGAGGGUGUCGCCGCCCGAGGGCGGUGGGGUCACGUGGCACGACGAGCCCGAGGUCGACGUCCUGGCUCGACCGAUGCUGGUGCACUGUUCCGCUGGGUGCGGCCGGACCGGAACGUUUUGCGCCGUUGACAGCGUCAUAGACAUGCUGAAGCGGCAGCGGCAGGUUAGGCUUGCGGCUGUACGGGCGAAAGGCUCGCAGGUUGACACGGCCAUGGUGGACCGCGACGAGGAGCUCUCCCCACGCACCGUCAGGGUGGCGGAUGCCCCCGGCUUCUUCGACCUUGCGCCUGCCCUGGCAGCCUCGAAUGCGCCGGCGCCUCCGGGGUCCGAUCCGCACUGGCCGGAGCAGGACACGGCCGAUCUCGUGCAAAAGACGGUGGAGGACUUUCGGGAGCAGAGACUCAGCAUGGUCCAGAGCCUACGGCAGUACGUGCUGUGCUAUGAGACGAUACUGGAAUGGGUCAACCGGACGCACGACAGAGCGGUCAACACGAUUGGGGGCAGGCGGCGAAGUGGCAGUCUGCAGCAGGCGCGGCGCGACUGUUGA
This is a messenger RNA of Hirsutella rhossiliensis, 2880 nucleotides long. Its product is annotated as protein-tyrosine phosphatase domain-containing protein. Gene Ontology annotation, biological process: protein dephosphorylation. Gene Ontology annotation, molecular function: protein tyrosine phosphatase activity. NCBI's taxonomy places the organism in Eukaryota, Fungi, Ascomycota, Sordariomycetes, Hypocreales, Ophiocordycipitaceae. The record is from RefSeq and is a predicted model, not a curated record. The coding region runs from base 1 to 2880 and encodes 959 amino acids. The transcript is spliced from 2 exons.